Salmo salar (Atlantic salmon) is the source of this 1481-nucleotide messenger RNA. Lineage: Eukaryota; Metazoa; Chordata; Actinopteri; Salmoniformes; Salmonidae. The record is from RefSeq and is a predicted model, not a curated record.
CAUUGUCCUCUUACGUGUGUGUGUGUGAGCAGGGUGACAUGGACGAGGGCAGUGUGAGGAAGAGGAAGGACAUGUUUAAUGGAGGCCCCGCCCCCGGCCCAACCUCCAAUAUGUCUGCCUCCCACUCCAAGCCUGCUUAGGAGGACGUGAAGGCUACCGUGCUACAGAAGGAUGUGGGCCUUUUGAGUGGGAUUUGUCUGAUCGUAGGAACAAUGAUCGGCUCCGGCAUCUUCAUCUCCCCUAAGGCAGUGCUGCUGGAAACGGGAGCCGUAGGACCAUGUCUGUGUGUCUGGGCCGCCUGCGGGGUGCUGGCUACACUGGGGGCGCUGUGCUACGCGGAGCUGGGCACCAUGAUCACUAAGUCUGGAGGGGAAUACCCGUACUUAAUGGAAGCCUUUGGGUCAGUGAUUGCCUACCUCUACUCAUGGAGCACCAUCAUGGUCCUAAAGCCCUCCUCCUUUGCCAUCAUCGCCCUAAGCUUUGCAGAGUACGCCUCCACGCCGUUCUACCCAGGAUGCACUCCUCCCAUUGUGGUCACCAAGUGCCUGGCUGCAGCGUGCAUACUUCUGAUAGUGUUGGUGAACUGUCUCAGUGUGAAGCUAGCCAGCUAUGUCCAGAACUUCUUCACUGCAGCCAAGCUUCUCAUCAUCCUGGUCAUCGUAGUGGCAGGAAUCGUCCUCUUGGCACAAGGAAACACUGAGAAUCUGUCCAACCCAUUUGAAGGAGCCUCAACCUCCUUUGGAUCCAUUGGACUGGCGUUUUACAACGGGCUCUGGGCCUACGAUGGGUGGAAUCAGCUGAACUUUAUAACAGAGGAGCUGGAAAACCCAUACAGAAACCUUCCCCUGGCCAUUAUCAUUGGUAUUCCCUUGGUGUCUGUGUGCUAUGUGCUGGUCAACAUUGCCUACUUCAGCGCCAUGACCCCUACAGAACUACUGCAGUCUCCCGCUGUCGCUGUGACUUUUGGUGACAGAGUGCUGUACCCCCUGUCGUGGGUAGUCCCUGUGUUUGUCGUCUUCUCCACUUUCGGAGCGGCCAAUGGGAGCUGCUUCACUGCCGGCAGGUUGACCUAUGUGGCAGGAAGAGAGGGUCACAUGGUAAAGAUCUUGUCCUAUAUCAGUCUGAAGCGUUACACUCCUUCCCCUGCCAUCAUCUUCAAUCUCAUUGCACUCCAACUCAACUCUACUCAGCUCAUUGCACUCCAACUCAACUCUACCCAGCUCAUUGCACUCCAACUCAACUCUACCCAGCUCAUUGCACUCCAACUCAACUCUACCCAGCUCAUCGCACUCCAACUCAACUCAGUCUACUCUAAUAGCCCAAUAUGACCAUGACAUGACUGAAUGUUGAGUCCUGUGUGUGUUAAUAAGGAUAUUAUAGUUUUAUGUUUUUAGAUUAGUUUUUAUUUCUAUUAGUUUAAAGAUUUGUAUGUGAAAUUCAGCUUAGUUUGUUCGUUUUCAGAUCCACCCCAGCUAGCAUUU